This is a messenger RNA of Gymnodraco acuticeps, 1782 nucleotides long. It is a transcript of the gene ncoa7a, whose product is annotated as nuclear receptor coactivator 7. Gene Ontology annotation, biological process: response to oxidative stress; regulation of transcription by RNA polymerase II. Gene Ontology annotation, cellular component: nucleus. The record is from RefSeq and is a predicted model, not a curated record. The coding region runs from base 105 to 935 and encodes 276 amino acids. The transcript is spliced from 7 exons. NCBI's taxonomy places the organism in Eukaryota, Metazoa, Chordata, Actinopteri, Perciformes, Bathydraconidae.
AAAUGCUGCCGGUCGCAGAGAAUUAGUGUGGACAUGCUGCUUGAUCACUGAGCCUCCAACCAUUUCCCCUUUCUCCCAACAGUUUACCAUCAUCUUCAUCAGCCAUGGGUGUUGCCUACAGCGUCGUAGAGGUGGACCAUUUCAACACUUUCUUUGUGCAGUUGUCCCCACAAAUCUACACUAAGGGCAACAAGAGGCAUCGCAAACCCCGCUUCCUGUUCAGCGAGAAACACCAGAAAGGCUUUCUUGUAGUGGAGAAUGAGAAGGCUGCUGUGAUCAACAAGCUCCUCAGUGACCCUGUCUACCCCACUGCUAACAACUGGGAGAUUAUCACAGUAAAGGACCCCAAGCGGCGCCUGAGUCUUUGCAGCUCAGGAUACUCGGAGGGGCCGGAUUACCAGGAGGAAGUUGAAGAUGCUCUUCCUGUUCUGAGCGACGACAGCCAGCUGUUUGAAGACCACCACCUGGAGAAACUUACUGCUCACAUGCCAGUGAGGACCCAGGUCCAUCCCUGGCAGCUGGUCUACAGCACGGCCAUCCACGGGAGCAGUCUAAAGACUCUGUACAGGAAUAUGGCGGGUCUGGAAAGCCCUGUGCUGCUGGUCAUCAAAGACACACACAAAAAGGUGUUUGGGGCUUUUUCUUCCGAUCCAUUUAAAGUCAGUAAAUACUGCUACGGCACGGGAGAAACCUUCCUGUUCAGCUUCAAUCCUGACUUCCAGGCAUACAAAUGGAGCGGUGAGAAUUCCUACUUUGUGGGAGGCAACUUGGAAUCUCUGCAGAUUGGCGGAGGAGGGGGUGGAUUUGGCCUGUGGCUGGAUUCUGAUUUGUACCACGGCUCAAGCUUCUCCUGUCCCACCUUCAAUAACGAGUCUCUCUCCACCAAGGAAGACUUUAUCGUACAAGACCUCGAAGUCUGGACUGUGCAGAGAUGAUGGUAGAACAUCUUAGAAGAUGAGCUUAAAACAAAAGCAGAAGCCACUGUCCUGUUUGGAGUUAGAACAUGCCAAGACUUCAAGGAGCAUGUGUGGUUUAAGCCACUGCUGUAAAAAACCUGCUAGAAUAGCUGCUAUCAUCGGUGUAGCCGGCUCAGAUCAGCCCACAUACAGUAGAAGCCUGUUCUAGCGCUUCUCUGGCUGUCUGUUUCCGCUGGCUCAACCUGUGCCUGUUAAAGACAAGAGGCAAUCCUGCAAUCCAGGGUGCUGCUGUCUUAAACGGCAGGCUAUUCUGGCUGCUGCUUAGACCAGUUAGCAACUGGCGCUUUAAGCCCUACAUGCCAUCCUUUUGCUUUGGGAGCAUUAUAAUACAAAGUUCACAGUAACACUGUUGAACAAAAAGUGUCUAACUACUGCAAGCACAUUCAGAAUUUCAGGGAAAACUAUUCCAAUUUUCUUUCAGCCAUGUGUGUUUGAGACAUUUCAAAAAGCGUAUUUAAAGUAUUUAUCUGCGUGAAAGUUGGUGUAAGAAUAAGUGUACACAUAUUCUAUUAUUAUGACAAACAAACUUGAAGACAGAAAGAGACAACAAACUAAACUAAAGGGCACAUUUUUCACAUCCUGGUAAAACGCUUCAACAGAUGCACUCUGGAAUAUGUUUGUAAUUUGUUGUUUUCUAUCUUAAAAAGGCUUGUUUUAAAUGUUGUCGUUUUUGAAAACUAUACUGCUGCAGUUCGAACCACUCAGGUUAAGAAAAGUUAAUGAUAGAGUUGCCCAACAAACUUCUUUACUUUCUGUGAGGUGUGUGGUUAUACAUAUAAAUAAAGGAAGAGACCUCAACUGUUAA